GACUCCAGCUGUGCAGCGAACAGACACAAACCUACAACUGAGAUAACAGCAGACGUUACAACAGUAGAAGUUACAGCAUUAGAAGCUACAACAUUAGACGUUACAACAGUAGAAGAUACAACAGUAGAAGAUACAACAGUAGAAGAUACAACAGUAGAAGUUACAACAGUAGAAGAUACAACAGUAGAAGUUACAACAGUAGAAGUUACAACAGUAGAAGAUACAACAGUAGAAGUUACAACAGUAGAAGUUACAGCAGUAGAAGUUACAACAGUAGAAGUUACAACAGUAGAAGAUACAACAGUAGAAGAUACAACAGUAGAAGUUACAACAGUAGAAGAUACAACAGUAGAAGUUACAGCAGUAGAAGUUACAACAUUAGAAGUUACAACAGUAGAAGUUACAACAGUAGAAGUUACAACAGUAGAAGUUACAACAGUAGAAGUUACAACAGCAGAAGUUACAACAGCAGAAGAUACAACAGUAGAAGUUACGAUUUGAAGACAAAGAACCUAAUUAAAUAAAUACCAUGGAUUUUGAUGAUAGUAUAUAUGCCAACCAAAUACCCAUCAUGCCCCGCAAGAAGGAUGGAGCGGGUGAUCAACAUUCAGUGUCUUGUCAGUGUUGGAAGAGAUACUCUGGAGCAGCUGCAGUGUGUCUGGGGCUGCUGUGUGUUCUCCUACUGGCUGGGAUCACAGGCCUGUUACUCUACCAGAGAAACCAGUUGACCAGCUCCAACACCCUGACCAAAGAGAGGGACCAGCUACAGACAAGCGACAACAACCUGACUGCAGAGAGAGACCAGCAACAGACUAGCAACAACACCCUGACCUUAGAGAGAGACCAGCUACAGACCAGAUACAACAACCUGACUGCAGAGAGAGACCAGCUACAGACCCGAUACAACAACCUGACUGCAGAGAGAGACCAGCUACAGACCAGAUACAACACCCUGACCAAAGAGAGCUACCAGCUACAGAAAGAGAUAGUACGUCUGAAAAAAUCUACAGUUGAGAAAGUGUGUCCUCAAGGAUGGAAGAAGCUUGGUAGCAGUUGUUACUACGUCUCUACUGAGUUCAAAUCCUGGGAGGAGAGCAGACAGGACUGCAGAAAUAGAGGAGCAGACCUGGUGGUUAUCAACAGCCAAGAGAAACAGACAUUAGUCAACUGGUUAUGUGGACGAAAGGACUAUGUCUGGAUUGGUCUGACUGACUCUGUUACUGAGGGGACCUGGAAAUGGGUGGACGACACACCACUGACCACAACGUAUUGGAACAGUGGACAGUCGGAUUCUAUGUGUUGUUUCUCCUACAGGUAUUGGAACAGUGGACAGCCUGAUUCUGUGUUGUUUCUCCUACAGGUAUUGGAUCAGUGGACAGCCUGAUUCUGUGCUGUUUCUUCUACAGGUAUUGGAUCAGCGGACAGUCUGAUUCUGUGUUGUUUCUCCUACAGGUAUUGGAACAGUGGACAGCCUGAUUCUAUGUGUUGUUUCUCCUACAGGUAUUGGAACAGUGGACAGCCUGAUUCUGUGUUGUUUCUCCUACAGGUAUUGGAUCAGUGGACAGCCUGAUUCUGUGCUGUUUCUCCUACAGGUAUUGGAUCAGCGGACAGUCUGAUUCUGUGUUGUUUCUCCUACAGGUAUUGGAACAGUGGACAGCCUGAUUCUAUGUGUUUCUCCUACAGGUAUUGGAGCAGUGGACAGUCUGAUUCUGUGUUGUUUCUCCUACAGGUAUUGGAUCAGUGGACAGCCUGAUUCUGUGUUGUUUCUUCUACAGGUAUUGGAACAGUGGACAGCCUGAUUCUAUUUGUUUCUCCUACAGGUAUUGGAACAGUGGACAGUCUGAUUCUGUGUGUUGUUUCUCCUGCAGGUAUUGGAACAGUGGACAGCCUGAUUCUAUGUGUUGUUUCUCCUACAGGUAUUGGAACAGUGGACAGCCUGAUUCUGUGUGUUGUUUCUCCUACAGGUAUUGGAACAGUGGACAGUCUGAUUUUAUGUGUUGUUUCUUCUACAGGUAUUGGAACAGUGGACAGCCUGAUUCUGUGUUGUUUCUUCUACAGGUAUUGGAACAGUGGACAGCCUGAUUCUAUGUGUUGUUUCUCCUACAGGUAUUGGAACAGUGGACAGCCUGAUUCUAUGUGUUGUUUCUCCUACAGGUAUUGGAACAGUGGACAGCCUGAUUCUGUGUUGUUUCUCCUACAGGUAUUGGAACAGUGGACAGCCUGAUUCUGUGUUGUUUCUUCUACAGGUAUUGGAACAGUGGACAGCCUGAUUCUAUGUGUUGUUUCUCCUACAGGUAUUGGAACAGUGGACAGCCUGAUUCUGUGUUGUUUCUCCUACAGGUAUUGGAACAGUGGACAGUCUGAUUCUAUGUGUUGUUUCUUCUACAGGUAUUGGAUCAGUGGACAGCCUGAUUCUGUGUUGUUUCUCCUACAGGUAUUGGAACAGUGGACAGCCUGAUUCUGUGUUGUUUCUU
Messenger RNA from Salvelinus fontinalis (brook trout), 2474 nucleotides. RefSeq names its product CD209 antigen-like protein C. The record is from RefSeq and is a predicted model, not a curated record. Lineage: Eukaryota; Metazoa; Chordata; Actinopteri; Salmoniformes; Salmonidae. The transcript has 6 exons. Bases 530 to 1384 code for a protein of 284 amino acids.